AUCACGUGACAACGGCGCCUGCAGAGAAACGAGAGAGAGAGAGAGAGAGCGAGACUGGCCAUCUCCGCGCGGAUGAAACACCGGUCACCUUCAGAGCAGCAUCACGGGAAAGUAGCCCGUGUCAGUGUUCCCGCUGCGGCUGCCUCCACCUCUCCUCAACACGGAAUGGAGAAGAAACCACCGUCAACUCCAGGGGAACUCACCCAGAACCCUCUGAAGAAGAUAUGGAUGCCGUGUAAAAAUGGCCUUCCCGAAAAACACAUUUCCCAAAGAAAAGUAUGUAUGACCAAUUGUCCCACCCUGAUUGUGACUGUGGGCCUUCCUGCAAGAGGAAAGACUUACAUUUCCAAGAAGUUGACACGCUAUCUCAACUGGAUCGGAGUGCCCACCAGAGAGUUCAAUGUGGGGCAGUACAGAAGAGAGUUUGUGAAAAUCUACAAGUCCUUUGAGUUCUUCCGUCCAGACAACGAGGAGGGGUUAAAGAUUAGAAGGCAGUGUGCUUCAGCAGCGCUGAAUGAUGUGCGACUGUACCUCACAGAAGAAGGAGGUCAAGUUGCAGUGUUUGAUGCAACAAAUACCACCAGAGAAAGAAGGGACACCAUCAUCCAGUUUGCAGAACAAAAUGGCUUUAAGGUGUUCUUCGUAGAGUCUGUGUGUGAAGAUCCAGAUGUGAUACAGGAAAAUAUAGUGCAAGUGAAGCUCUGCAGCCCCGACUACACGAACUGUAACACAGAUGAAGCAGUGGAGGAUUUCAUGAAGAGGAUCAAGUGUUAUGAAAACUCGUAUGAGACGCUGGAUGAGGUUCAGGACAGGGAACUCUCCUACAUUAAAAUCAUAGAUGUGGGUCAGCGGUACUUGGUCAACAGAGUGUUGGACCACAUCCAGAGCCGGAUCGUCUACUACCUCAUGAACAUCCAUAUCACACCGCGCUCAAUUUACUUGUGUCGCCAUGGAGAAAGUGAGCUGAAUGUCAAGGGUCGAAUCGGAGGAGACUCGGGUCUCACACCAGGGGGCAAAGAGUUUGCAAAGAAGCUGAGCCAGUUCAUCGAGACGCAGAGCAUCAGUGAGCUGAAGGUGUGGACUAGUCAGAUGAAGAGAACCAUCCAGACGGCAGAGGCUCUCAAUGUGCCCUAUGAACAGUGGAAGGUCCUCAAUGAGAUUGAUGCUGGUGUCUGUGAGGAGAUGAUGUACGAGGAGAUCCAGGGACAUUAUCCUCUGGAGUUUGCCCUGAGGGACCAGGACAAAUACCGCUAUCGAUACCCGAAAGGAGAGUCCUACGAGGACCUGGUGCAGCGGUUGGAGCCGGUCAUCAUGGAGCUGGAGAGGCAAGAGAACGUGCUGGUCAUCUGCCACCAAGCUGUCAUGCGGUGUCUGUUGGCCUACUUCUUGGACAAGACAGCAGAGGAGUUGCCGUACCUGAAGUGCCCCCUACACACCGUGCUGAAGUUGACACCAGUGGCCUAUGGCUGUAAAGUUGAAUCCAUCAGCCUAAACGUGGAUGCAGUCAACACGCACAGAGAAAAACCACAGAACGUAGAAGUGACACGGAUGUCAGAGGAGGCUUUGCUUACUGUGCCAUCUCACCAAUGAGGCAGUCCCCCCCCCCCCCUCUUUUAAUCUUCAUUACGCACAAUGAGCCCUCAGAUGCACAAUCUACAUCUAAAUUCUUUCAAUGAAUCUCUCUCCGCUGUUCUUGUUCUCCUUUGUUUUUCUUCCACUUUUAUCUUAAGACAUGAUGAUGGUAGUACCUGACUGGAAUCCAGUUUUUAAUUUUCGAUCUUGUCACGGAUCUUGUCGUGCACAUUCUCCUAUUUUUGGAGUGAAUGAGAAGCAAACGAGGAUCUUUUUGAACUGAUGCACUCCCGACUGUGAAGCGGUGAAGCUCCAGCACCUUAUCCGUUGAAGCAAUAAUUAACUGUAGCUAAUAUUUUUAUUUUCUGUAAAAGUGAUUUUGCAUUGUUGACUUUUACCACUGCUUUGUGUUUUUGUUGGUAAAAGUCAAGAAACUGUAAUCUUGAUUUUACAUCGCUGCACAACAGAGCCAAGUUGUGCAUUUUCUUCUGUUUUGCACAUUAAAUCAACUGUGUUUAGUUUCUUAGGAUGUGUAAUACUUUAAUGGAAAUCCUGAAAGGUACAGAGAAACGUUGUUUUGUAAACAAUAAACGAAUCUUACAGCAUCUUCACAUCAUUGAUCAGAAUGGAGAGGAACAUAUUUGUCUACUGUUUCUAAAUAAACUCCACUCUACCAUCUCAUGGAUCCUUA
Molecule: messenger RNA, 2263 nt
Organism: Melanotaenia boesemani (Boeseman's rainbowfish)
Lineage: Eukaryota; Metazoa; Chordata; Actinopteri; Atheriniformes; Melanotaeniidae
Gene: pfkfb4a
Product: 6-phosphofructo-2-kinase/fructose-2,6-biphosphatase 4a
Exons: 14
Coding region: 73-1590 (505 amino acids)
Biological process (GO): fructose metabolic process; fructose 2,6-bisphosphate metabolic process
Cellular component (GO): cytosol
Molecular function (GO): ATP binding; fructose-2,6-bisphosphate 2-phosphatase activity; 6-phosphofructo-2-kinase activity
Source: RefSeq, a predicted model, not a curated record